This is a messenger RNA of Lepisosteus oculatus (spotted gar), 1639 nucleotides long. RefSeq names its product abhydrolase domain containing 17B, depalmitoylase (gene abhd17b). Gene Ontology annotation, cellular component: plasma membrane; endosome membrane. Gene Ontology annotation, molecular function: palmitoyl-(protein) hydrolase activity. Gene Ontology annotation, biological process: regulation of postsynapse organization; protein depalmitoylation. The record is from RefSeq and is a predicted model, not a curated record. NCBI's taxonomy places the organism in Eukaryota, Metazoa, Chordata, Actinopteri, Semionotiformes, Lepisosteidae.
GAAGACCCACCUUCUCCGUCGUCCCCUCCUCUUCUCUGUCUUUAGUUGCCGUUGGUGCCUUUGUGCACCAGUCAAAACCUCUUUCGAUUUUAUUGGUGGGGAAACCUUUCAGUUUAUUUGGAAUCCGUCUUCGGCUUCAGUGUGUCGCCUCCGAAAACAGAAGGCAGCUUCAGAGAUAGAGAUCGAGAGUGUGCGGUGGGUUAUUGUCUAGCGGGACUAGGGCAAGUCUGGGAUUGGCAGGGGUCGCGUUUGGGGGUUAAAGCAGGUCGGCAGCUCGUCCCUGUCGCUUUCAAAGUCCCGCAUGAAAGCCAGUAAAAUUGACCCACAUGUUUACAGGGUUAUUUGCUAAGAGCGAGGCUGAGCCGCGGUGGGUUUUAUUUAACCAGCGAGUCGGCGCAGCGAGCGACAGGACGUAGCGGAGCCCCAGUGCGAAGAGCCCACUCGCUGUCUGGGAGGUGGGAGGGGGAGUCGGGAAACACGGAGCGCUGCUGCCGCUACUUCUUCACAAUCGCCGCGUUUUCUCUUUUUUGCACCGGACCGCUAAGAAGAGAAAAAUGAAUAAUCUUUCACUGAGUGAGCUAUGUUGCCUGUUUUGUUGCCCUCCGUGUCCGAGCAAGAUUGCGUCCAAAUUGGCCUUUCUGCCUCCCGACCCCACCUACACGCUGAUGUGCGACGAGAGUGGGAGCCGGUGGACGCUGCACCUCUCGGAACGGGCGGACUGGCAGUAUUCCGCUAGGGAAAAGGAUGCCAUCGAGUGCUUCAUGACCCGGACCAGUCGUGGGAACAGGAUAGCCUGCAUGUUUGUGCGCUGUUCCCCCAAUGCCAAGUUUACCCUCCUCUUCUCUCACGGCAACGCUGUGGACCUGGGCCAGAUGAGCAGCUUUUACAUCGGACUGGGCUCGCGGAUCAACUGCAACGUCUUCUCCUACGAUUAUUCUGGCUACGGCGCAAGCUCUGGGAAGCCGUCUGAGAAGAACCUCUACGCUGACAUUGACGCUGCCUGGCAGUCCCUCAGAACACGGUACGGAAUUCGCCCGGAAAAUGUGAUCAUCUACGGACAGAGUAUUGGAACAGUACCGUCUGUGGAUCUUGCUUCACGCUACGAGAGUGCUGCUGUCAUUCUUCACUCUCCUCUGACCUCAGGAAUGCGGGUAGCUUUUCCAGACACAAAGAAGACCUAUUGUUUUGAUGCAUUUCCAAACAUUGACAAAAUUUCUAAGAUCACCUCCCCGGUGCUGAUUAUCCACGGGACGGAGGACGAGGUCAUCGACUUCUCGCAUGGCCUGGCCCUGUACGAGCGCUGCCAGAGACCCGUGGAGCCCCUGUGGGUGGAGGGCGCCGGUCACAACGACGUGGAGCUGUACGGGCAGUAUCUCGAGAGAUUGAAACAGUUUGUCGCCCACGAGCUGGUUAAUUUGUGAAAGGACUCCGCAACUCAGCAACUGUGAAUUUUUUGUUGUUCUCAUGUUUGAACUGCACGUAAUCACGCUAAGUCAGAAAAGAUGUAAACCGGAGGAUUCUGUCUGCAUAUCACGUUCCCUGCCUUUUAGACAGAGAACGUACAGGUUAUGAUUUGUAAACAUUUGUAAUGAAGGUUUUCAUGCCAGUAUUAAAAAAAAAAUGAAAUCCUCUAACACUA